GCUUAAUAUUUAGCUAUGUUGGCUGUGUUCUGAUUGUCUCCAGGUGUACAUUUGAGUGAUAUUUUGGCAGUCAUCAAAGGUUGUGGUAUUGCAGGGAGCAUGUCAGGAUGUUUGGCAUUUGUUCUGGCCUUAAGGGCAGGUCACGCACAGACUUAACUGCUGAGUUGUGCAAUCAAUUGUUUUGCAGUAUGUGUCUUGUUAAUUCGCCCUCUGUUUGGUGUUUCAGGGAGUUCCAGUUGGUACCAUUGGACAGCCAAAAUAUCGCUGCUGCCGCUCAUAUGGGACUGGAUGUUGCGAAGUUUGUGGUCGUCGCUGGACAUCACACAACCACCACACGGGAGUGGGACGCAAGUCGCUGGGUUGUUUCGUCACAUGGUGAGCGUGCCCUAAAAGAUGUCAAUCCCAGUCCAGUGCAACAGUCGGGAUGCGCAGCAGCGUCCAAUAAGGAGGUGCAAGGCCUUUAAGGAUGGAUUGGCGUGAGUUAGCGUUCGGUUCGUCAAUCUGGCAGUUAAAGAGGACAUAUGAGUGUUUGCUUUUUGAUUUCAGGUUUUCGUGCAGGUGUAUGCAGGU
Messenger RNA from Drosophila kikkawai, 570 nucleotides. The record is from RefSeq and is a predicted model, not a curated record. NCBI's taxonomy places the organism in Eukaryota, Metazoa, Arthropoda, Insecta, Diptera, Drosophilidae.